Molecule: messenger RNA, 2752 nt
Organism: Archocentrus centrarchus (flier cichlid)
Lineage: Eukaryota; Metazoa; Chordata; Actinopteri; Cichliformes; Cichlidae
Gene: slc25a21
Product: solute carrier family 25 member 21
Exons: 10
Coding region: 296-1195 (299 amino acids)
Source: RefSeq, a predicted model, not a curated record
CAUUAGCCUAGCCUAGCACUGUCUGGGCGCACUCGUGGAGAUAUCGCUGCUGCGCUGACUCCAGCGUGGACUGCCGCUACGGGAGCUCAGAAACUUCUGAGUCAACUUGAGCCACACGGGGCAAGCCAGCACCGAGCAGCGUCGCCGAAAAGCACAAAACCCACAGGUUCGUCGGGCGUUAAUUUGCACCGACGCAAGCAUAAGACGGCCUUAAUACGAUAGUAGCAAUAACCUUAGACAGCGUGUAACAGCUUGCGGCUGUGUUUGCUGUGACAGGAUAUCUAAAACACUAAAAAUGACAGCCAAAAAGCCACGGAGCAUGCUCCGAGAAGCCUCUCAUCAGGUUAUCGCCGGUGGAUCCGCUGGUCUGGUAGAGAUCUGCUUGAUGCAUCCCCUCGAUGUGGUGAAGACAAGGUUUCAGAUCCAAAGAGGAGCCACUGACCCCACCAGCUACAAGAGUCUGCGUCAUUGCUUCCGGACGAUCUUCCAGACUGAAGGAGCGUUUGGCUUCUACAAGGGAAUCCUGCCUCCGAUUCUGGCAGAGACACCAAAGAGAGCAGUCAAGUUUUUCACCUUUGAGCAGUACAAGAAGUUGCUGAAUUUGACCCCUUUGUCUCCUGGUGUGGCGCUGUCUGCAGCAGGGCUUGGUUCUGGCUUGACUGAGGCUUUAGUGAUCAAUCCAUUCGAGGUGGUGAAAGUCAGUCUUCAGGCCAACAGAGAUUCUUUCAAAGAGCAACCCUCUUCUUUUGCACAAGCAAGACGCAUAAUUAAGUCAGACGGCUUUGGGCUGAGGGGCCUGAAUAAAGGAUUAACAUCAACACUGGGGCGCCAUGGAGUUUUCAACAUGAUCUACUUUGGCUUCUACUUCAAUGUCAAGGAUGCUAUUCCUACCAGCCCGGAUCCUACCCUAGAGUUCCUACGAAAGUUUACCAUUGGCCUGUUAUCUGGGACCAUCUCCUCCUGUGUGAAUAUUCCCUUCGAUGUAGCCAAGAGCCGCAUCCAAGGCCCCCAGCCAGUGCCAGGAGAGAUCAAGUAUCGCACCUGCUUCCAGACCAUGGCACUGGUGUACCGCGAAGAGGGGUAUUUGGCGUUAUACAAGGGAUUGGUUCCCAAGAUAAUGAGGCUUGGACCAGGUGGAGCAGUGAUGCUGUUGGUCUAUGAAUAUGUAUCUGGGUGGCUGCAGAGAAACUGGUAACAAUAAAAGGAAACCCACAAUGGUGCCUUAUGAACUGUGCAAGUAAUUGUUAACUGAUCAGAGCAAUAUUAGACCAAUUUAGAUCUUUUUUUUUUUUUAUCUUAAAUACAAAAAGAAACUACUCAGAAUACCAAAUCAGCAUUAUGUUAUGUAGAAGAAUGCAGCUUACUGAAGACAUUAUCAUCAUCUCCCAUAUUCUGUCACUCAGAAUAUGGAAACUGUUGCAAUAUCUGAAAGUGGUCUUCUUAAAAAAAAAAAAAAUGAAUUUUAACAUCAGAUCAAUUGAUUUUAGAAUCACUGACAAUCAGUUUUACUGAUGAGAACCUACAUUAGCAUAUUUUCUUUCACAUUUAAACGGCUUUAAUUCUCAUGUGACGGAUUUUUUUCUUUCUCUCUUUUUUUUUGGGUGCUCAUCUCACUGGUUUGAUGUGACAUCAAUCAGAGAUUUAACAGAUUCCUCAAAAAAAAAAACAGACUGAGUGCUUAAAUAGCUGAAGCUUCAUAAUAUGAACUUAAUGUUAUACAGAAAUACUUGAAAUUUGUUUAACUGCCAUAAAACACCAAAAAUGGAGGGAAGGUCUAUGUCUAUUUCUCUUUAUUGCUAUAUUUGAAUGCAUGCUAAAUUAAGUUGACUGUGCAACCAUCCAUCUCCAAUCUCCCACUUUAACAGAUCUUAAAUAAUACUUACCUUGAAAUCAGCUGCGGCACACACACACACACACUACAGCUGCAGAGUGACAAACAGUUCCACUAUGGUCUUUUUAUCAUCUUUUUAUGGAAUAUGGAUUCAUGAAUGCAAAUACAAGGUGCAAUCAGGAAGUUUAUACACCAUGCCUAUAAAAGAAGAGAAAUCAUUCCCGAUUUAAAUUCAGCAGUUUCCGCCUUCAAGGUCAUCUCCGUGUGCAGCAAAGCCCUGCUCCCUGUGGCACAGCUACUUUUGAAGAAUUCCUUGGAAGUCUAGAUUUGAAUGCACCUAUUAUCACACGUGUGCUACAGAUAGCAUUUCAAUGAGUGUUAGAACAAUGAUGUUAUUAAAGCCUAUUGCAAAAGUUUUUAAUGGAUAUGUUUUUGCCAGUUUGUCUUAAUGCAUGGCAUCAAACGUGCUGGUUGUGAGGCCAGUGGCAUCACAAAGUCCCCUUUGAUGUCGCACCACAAUAAUACUGGCUGACGGGGACAAACAGUCCUGUCUGAGACAAAACUGUCAACCCGUUUGGGAGAUUCCUGUUCUCCACUUUGCUUUAUUUUCACUUGCAGUUUAGUUUCAUUUUCCAUCUUUGUCAGGUUAGGUUUAGGCACCAAAAACUACUUGGGCAUGUGAAGGCUUGGGCUGUAAUAUGCCACUGUCAAUGUUAACCUUGCACAAUGAAAAAUGGACAGUAUUAGAUGGGCUCCUUCUGUUUUUUAUGUACCUCCAACUGUUUUGAAUUUUAUAUGUUUUCAAGUUUUUAUUGAUAAAAGAUUGUGUCAAUUUUCCUUUUAAAGUCCCUGCUGGAAAAAAAAAAACUCAGAUUGUUCUUACAUGCAUUGGUAACAAAUAAAAAGAAUAAAGAGAAAAUG